Molecule: messenger RNA, 1814 nt
Organism: Annulohypoxylon truncatum
Lineage: Eukaryota; Fungi; Ascomycota; Sordariomycetes; Xylariales; Hypoxylaceae
Exons: 1
Coding region: 448-1416 (322 amino acids)
Biological process (GO): peroxisome fission
Cellular component (GO): peroxisomal membrane
Source: RefSeq, a predicted model, not a curated record
CCUUGCCUACCGGUAUGCAAGAGCCUCCUUAAACCGGAGUGCCGAGGUAGGAGAGACUUUCGGGUUCAAUGCGUUUAAUAAAUCUUAAUUUCAACGGCGCCAACGUCCUUCAACCAACAUCGUCAAGUUGCGUAACAAUUCAUUGCUGCUGUUUCUUUCUUCUUUUCUCUUUGUUGCAUCUGAAGCGUUUCGUGCUUUGUCUUAUUGAAGUUCGAAUCGAGAUCAUCUGGUGCUAGCUGAGCUGUCUUUGCAGCAAUUUGUCGAAAUCGACCCCCUUUUAUCGAUAGUAGAGCGAUCAGAGCGAUCACUACUUUGCUCAAUUACAAUCCGACUUACAUAGCAUCCAAACCAUCGUCCCCGUUUCUUCAUACAUAUGUGAAAUCAGCAUAAUAAGAGGGGUUAUACUCGCUCGAACGAAAUAAAAGAAAACGAACCAACACCGAGAUCAUGAGCGCCACCGAACUCGCGACCGCGGACCUGCCGUCCGGCGAACCGAUCCCGUCGUCGGGGCCGCCGGCGCCGGCGCCCUCGCCCAAGCCGUUGCCCCCCUUGCGCGACCUGUUCGCGGCGGCGCCGUCGAACGCCGACGCGUUCCUCGCGCACCUGCAGCGCUGCCUGCAGACGCCGUCGGGCAUCGACACGACGCUGCUCCUCGUCUGCUACGCCUCGCGGCUGUCGGCCUCGGUGCUCGAGGCCCUCACCCGCCCCGCCAUCCGCCGCUCCGCCGACCGGCUCCUCGCCAUCGCCGCCAGCCUUCCCCCCUCCGCGACCCUCGUGUUUACUGCUAAGGCGCUGCCCGGCGGCGGCGUCGCCGCGAUCUUGGGGGUGGCGAAGAGGUUGAGGGCGCUGAGCGCGCUGCUUAGCGAUGCUAGGACGUUUUUGAGGCUUUGGGGGCUGCUGAAUAUGUAUUUCUGGGCGCGCAGGUUGGUGCUGGGUAGCAGGAAGGAAGAGGAGGGGAAGGAUAAGGAGGAUAAGGUCGAGCGCGCCAUCUCCUGGGUCCAGAUGUCGACGUGCGUGGUGUUCCAGGCGCUGGAGAACGGGGCGUACCUUUCGUCGAAGGGGGUGCUGGGGUGGAGCGCUUCGGCGCAGCGGAGGGCGGGCCUGUGGAGCGCGCGGUUCUGGGCCGCGUUCGUCGGCGUCGAGGUCGGGAGGCUGUUCUACGAGAGCCACCGGCGCGGGCGCCGCUCGCGCGAGGAGAAGUUCGCCGGAGGCAAGUCGGCCGCCCAGGUCCAGCGCGACGAGAUCGAGUGGGCCGACGCCUGGAAGAAGAGCGUUGCGAGGAACCUCGCCUGGGCCCCGCUUACCGUCCACUGGAGCGUCGAGCAGGGCAUGCUCGGCGAGAUGGCGGUCGGCGCGCUCGCGACUAUUCCUGGAGUUAUUCAGAUGAGGGAUCUGUGGAGGAGGACGGCGGAGUAAAGGGGUGGUGGUAUGGGAAGGAAUUUGGGAUGGGGGAGGGAGGAGGAAAGGGGGCUGGUUAUGUGAUGGGAAUGGGUGGCUGGCCGGGUUAUUCGAAUUAGUCCGGUGUUGAUGUAUGUUUUAUGGGGGGAUGCCAUUGCCGGGUUCUUAAUGCUCGAAGUCUCGAUGAGAUUAUCUGGCUUCGUGGGAUAUUGUAGUGGUACGUACAUACUUACCCAGAUAUGGAAAAUGGUGGGAAACCUUGCGCAUACCAGGGUUUGGUGAGUGUGAGCUUCUGUCUCGAUGUCGAGUAUUGAAGGGUUCAUGACGUGUACAGAACUAGCAUGGCAAGGGAAGAUGAUUAGCAUCUUUCUAACCGUUUCCUCACAUAGUUAAUGUAUCUCCUAUUCCCAUUUUAA